This is a messenger RNA of Lotus japonicus, 1677 nucleotides long. RefSeq lists its product as uncharacterized. Gene Ontology annotation, molecular function: zinc ion binding. The transcript is spliced from 2 exons. The record is from RefSeq and is a predicted model, not a curated record. Lineage: Eukaryota; Viridiplantae; Streptophyta; Magnoliopsida; Fabales; Fabaceae. Bases 430 to 1080 code for a protein of 216 amino acids.
GUAGCAGUAUUUGAGAGGAUAUAUGUAUGCCUAGCUGCAUGCAAAAGAGCCUUUGCCACCACAUGUAGACCUCUCAUUGGUUUAGAUGGGUGCUUCCUCAAAGGAGUUUAUGGGGGGCAACUCUUGACUGCUGUUGGAAAGGAUGGUAAUAAUCAGAUGUAUCCUAUAGCAUAUGCAGUUGUAGAGGCUGAAACAAAAGAUUCUUGGGAGUGGUUUGUGGACUUGUUACUGGCAGAUUUAGACAGUAUAGAGAGCAAGAGAUGGUGCUUUAUAUCUGACCAGCAGAAGGUAUAUAUUACUGCAUUUUAAUUACAUUCUUACAUGUUGGUUGAGCUGUUGUUUUAAUUUUAAGACUAAUUUUAAUUACAUUCUUACUUGUUGGUACUUGAAUGUCUUGAAUUACAGGGGCUUGUUCCUACACUGGCAGCAAUGGAUGAGAAUGUUGAUCACAGAUUCUGUGUUAAACAUCUCUAUGGAAAUUGGAGGAAGAAAUACCCUGGACAGGAAAUGAAAGGAGCACUUUGGUCUGCUGCAAGAGCAAAUACUAUGUCACAUUGGGAGAAGACAAUGGAUAAGUUGAAAGAAUUGAAUGAGGAGGCUUGGAAUGACAUGAAGCAGAUACCUAUCAAACAAUGGAGCAGAGCUGGCUAUAGCACAUACCCAAAAUGUGACUUGCAAGUUAAUAACAUGUGUGAGGCCUUCAACAGAGCAAUCCUAGAGUAUAGGGAUAAACCUAUAAUCAACAUGCUUGAAGGAUUGAAGUUCUAUCUUACCAACAGGAUUGUGAAGCAAAGGGAUAUGGUUAUUAGGUACCAGGGUGAUCUAUGUCCAACCAUUCAGAAGAAAUUAGAGGUGUCUAAGAGAGACGCUGCUGCAUGGCUUCCUUUAUCUGCUGGAGACCCUAGGAAUUCACUUUUUGAAGUAACUAAUGGGACUUGGAAGUAUGCAGUGAACUUGGAUGCUAAAUCUUGUGCAUGCAGAAGGUGGGACCUAACUGGUAUCCCUUGCUGCCAUGUUGUAGCUUGCAUAUGGUACAACAACACCAGGCCUGAGGAUUUUGUAGACCCUUAUUACUGGUAAUUGUGUUAAUGUUGUAUCUUGUAUUACUGAAAUUGUAUGUUGCAUAUCUUGUAUUACUGAUAUCAUCUCAUUUAUGUGUUUAGGAAAAGUACGUUUUUGAGGACAUAUGAAAAUAUCAUACUACCAUCAAAUGGUCCUGACUUGUGGCCUAAUCCUGGGAAUAAUGUAUUGCCAAUCAUCCCACCAGCAAUGAGGAGGGCUCCUGGAAGACCAAAGAAAAAAAGGGUGAGGGCUGCUGAUGAGCCCAGAGAUCCACAUAAGCUGCAAAGGUUUCAAUCAACUGUCUUUUGUGGCAACUGUAGAAGGGCAGGCCACAACAUCAGAUCAUGCAAGGCAAAAACAGCUGCUGAUAUUGUUAUUCCACCAGGAGGGAAUAAGAAACAGAAGAAGAAGACUAAAGAGGCAAGUGGCAGUGGAACAACUGAGGGAGCAACAACUCAGCAACCACCCCUAAACCCAACUAAUGGAGCAUCUCAGCAACAACCCCAGGGAGCAUCUCAGCAACCACCUCAAGGAGCACAAUUCAAUGUUGGUGUCUUGACUCAAGAAGUUCCAUCACAGGGAGGAAGCUCAAGAAAUGAAGUGGGAACUACAUCA